This is a messenger RNA of Synchiropus splendidus (mandarinfish), 2718 nucleotides long. RefSeq names its product pentatricopeptide repeat domain 1 (gene ptcd1). Gene Ontology annotation, biological process: tRNA 3'-end processing. The transcript has 8 exons. Gene Ontology annotation, cellular component: mitochondrial matrix. The record is from RefSeq and is a predicted model, not a curated record. Lineage: Eukaryota; Metazoa; Chordata; Actinopteri; Syngnathiformes; Callionymidae. Gene Ontology annotation, molecular function: protein binding; tRNA binding. The coding region runs from base 119 to 1819 and encodes 566 amino acids.
CGCAUAUUUACGCGAUAUAACCAUUAAACACCAGUCGUAGACCUUGCGCAUGCGUGUUUGUAACAUCCGGUUCUGACUGUCAUGGCCGCGGCCGCGUGAGCGCGGUCAACGUGCAGCGAUGCUCCCCGCAGCGGCUCGAGCCGGCAGACGAGCGGCUCUCGUCUGCUUCGCUGGUGUCCUCCGCACCGGCCUGACCUCCGCACGCCCGUGCACCUCUGGCCGGGCGCGCGCGCGGGACCCGCAGGACGACGGGGGCCAGCGGGCGGGCCGGAGGAACACUCCGUACUGGUACUUCCUCCAGUGCAAGAAGCUGAUCCGAGCCAACCAGCUGCAGGAGGCGCUGGACCUGUUCAGCCGCGACAUGUUGGCGGCCCAGCGGCUGCAGCCGGAGGAGUCCAACUACAGCGUGGUGAUCGGCGGCUGCGGGCGCGGCGGGCGGCUGCGGGAGGCCUUCGCCCUCUACAACGACAUGAAGAAGCGAGGCCUGCAGCCGUCGGACGCCACCUACACGGCGCUCUUCAACGCCUGCGCCGAGUCGCGGCGCCAGCCGGCCGGGCUCCAGCGGGCGCUGAAGCUGGAGCAGGACCUGCGGCGGCAGGGCUGCCAGCUGAGCGCCGUCACCUACCACGCCCUGCUGAAGGUCCACGCCCGGCACAACCACCUGCAGGCCUGCCUCUACACCCUCCAGGAGAUGGUGCAGCAGGGCCACGCCGUGACCCCGCAGACCUUCCACUACCUGCUGAUGGCCUGCGUGAAGGACCGGGACGCUGGGUUCAGGCUGGCCCUGCAGGUCUGGCGGCAGAUGUUGUGUUCCGGGCUGCGGCCGGACUCUCAGAACUACAACCUCCUGCUGCGAGCGGCGCGGGACUGUGCGCUGGGCGACCCGGGACUGGCCUCUCAGCUCCUGCUGCGGCCGCUCCGGACCCGCCAGGACCCAGACUCCAGCCACAAAUCUGCCCCGAUCGACGUGGAGGUGCUGCUGCAGCAGCAGCUGCUGGUGCGAGCGGCGGCUCGGCCGCGGGACGCCGGCGCCCUGAUCUCAGCGGGUCAGAACCAGGACUCCAAGUUUGCCCCCAACCUGUUGGAUCUCUUGGAGGGGAAGAGGGGUCAGGUGGUGUCACUGGGUCCUGUGGCGGAGGCUGCGGACCGACUGACUCUGAUCGGGGGAGCGGAGUCGCUUCUGGACAGGAUGGCGGCGACGGGACAGAGGCCCGACCUCAGAACUCUGACGCUGCUGGCGGACAUGAUGGAACCGGGCCCUCGCACCAUGGAGACGCUGCUGGAAGCGGCCAAAGGUCACAAGGUCAAACUGGACACGGCUUUUUUCAACCGUGCGAUCCGGCGCGCGGCUAAAGCCGGCGCCCUGGAGGCCGCCCAGGACGUGCUGCAGCUGAUGCGCCAGCGGCGGGUCAGCGUGGACCUUCGGACCUUCGGGAGCCUGGCUCUGGGCUGCGAGCGGCCGCAGCAGGCGCUGCAGCUGCUGAGGGACGUGGAGGAGGCGGGAUUCAAGCCCAACCUCCACAUCUUCUCGGCUCUGAUCGGACGAGCCACGCGGCGGCUGGACUACGUCUACCUGAAGCUGAUCCUGAAGACCAUGAGGAGGCUGGAGGUGUGGCCCAACCAGCUGCUCAUUGGUCAGCUGGAGUUCGCUGCUCGCUAUCCUCCCGACUACGACCAGUUCAAGUCCAGGAACAACUAUCUGGUCCACAUCGAUGGUUUCCGUGGUUACUACCAGCAGUGGCUGCGGGAGAUGCCAGCAGUGGAAGCUGAUGACCAGCAGGAGGCGCUGCAGACUCAGUCGGAGCAGCGGGGCCCCUGAGCCACGGGCCCUCGGGUCAGAGACCUUCUCUGGAGGCAACAGCAGCCAAGAGAGAGGAGGUCCUGUCCUGGAUCAGAUCUGACAGAGGCCGCUGGGUUGCCGGUUCAACUUCCCUCCCCGUGUCAGAACGGCUGGUUCUGAGGUGGGAGGUCCGUCGUGUGUGGCGAGUCCAAAGCACCAGAAAUAAAGACCAGUCCAGUCACUUCCCGCUGCCGCUCCUUCGUCUCUCUGACCUCUGACCCCUGUGUGGUCUGACGCCCAGAGGGCUGCCAGUUGUGAGUCGCGCUCACGACUUGCUUCGAGUCACGAGUCGACUCCUGGAGAAGGUUCACUUGCGCUCUGGCGCCACCAAGCGGACAUGAAACAUAAGCUUCUGCGAGCAUGCGCACACACAUUUGAUCUCAGUUAUUUUCAUUCGACACGAGCUGUUUUUUUUCCAACUGUGUUUGGACUGUCUGAGCCCGACACCUGUGGCCCAUCGUCCUGACCUUGUUGGCAACUGUUCCCAGAGCAGGGGACGCUGUCUCCUUCCCCAUGGUUCCAUGACAACAGGCUGCUCGCCUGACAAACCUUUCUUCAACCCGCAGCUGAACCGCUCGAUCCACUUCCUGGAGCGGUCACGUGGUGCGGCCAGUUCCAUCCCUCCACCGUCACUGGAGCGGUUCAUGCACUCGCCUCCAGACGACUCGGGACACAGCUGCUCGCCUGACAAGCCUGACAGGACGGGACCUCUGCGUGGUGAUCGCUGACACGCGUGGCCAUUGUUUGUGAAAAGACCUUCCCGCGGUCAACAGUCUCUGCGGUGGAGAAACAGCCGAUCGCCACGCGGUGUUCCACAGACUGAGGAGAAGAACGGACGCCAACCGUUGCAUGACAAAGCUGGUCUCUUGUGGAAGUAA